Chinchilla lanigera (long-tailed chinchilla) is the source of this 3137-nucleotide messenger RNA. RefSeq names its product zinc finger protein 709-like. The transcript is spliced from 4 exons. Gene Ontology annotation, cellular component: nucleus. Gene Ontology annotation, molecular function: DNA-binding transcription factor activity, RNA polymerase II-specific; RNA polymerase II cis-regulatory region sequence-specific DNA binding. The coding region runs from base 114 to 2198 and encodes 694 amino acids. The record is from RefSeq and is a predicted model, not a curated record. Lineage: Eukaryota; Metazoa; Chordata; Mammalia; Rodentia; Chinchillidae. Gene Ontology annotation, biological process: regulation of transcription by RNA polymerase II.
GCGCCGCAGUGAGCAAGUUGCGGAAAACUCCAGCUGACUACACCGCCCUGUUCUGUAAUUUCUAUUGGUUGCGAGCUGCAUUCAGAGGAUUCUGGAGACCCUCAAGCCACGCAAUGGAGGUAAUGACCCUGGAGGAUGUAACUGUGAACUUCACCAAGGAUGAGUGGGCUCUGCUGAAUCCAUCCCAAAAGAAGCUCUACAGAGAUGUGAUGUGGGAAACAUUUAGGAAUAUAAAUGCUAUAGGAAGGACUUGGCAAAACAAGCAAAUGGAAGAAGAAUGCAAAAAUUGCUCAAGAAAUCUAAGAAAUGAAGAGGUAGCAAUGUUCUAUCAAUAUAAAGCUUUCAAUCAACAUGAAAACAUAUUCCUUCAGACUUCAGAUGCUAAUGUGAACAUGCAACACACUGUUUUAAGGCCACAUGGAAGUCCUGUUUUUGGAGAGCCCCUAAUUGGGAAUUUAUCAUUGAAUGUGCUCAUCUCACCUCACCCUGGAGAGAAGCCACAUGGGUAUUUGGGAUUUGAUGGCAAACUGAAUAAAUGCAAUGAACAUGGAGAAAUCUACAUUGCUUUCCUGUUGUUUCAGAAGCAUGCAAGGGCAAACAAUGGAGAGAAACCCUAUCAAUAUGAACAUUGUGUGAAAUCCUACUCAGAACUGAGUGAAGUAUCUCACCCUGGAGAGAAGACCAUUGUUGGUCAGAAAAGUGUGAAAGACUCCAGCACCCCCAGAGGUUUUCAAAUCCAUGAAAGAAAUAACACUGGGAAGAAACCAUAUGUAUGGAAGCAAUAUGGAAAAAUCUUCAAUACUCAAGGUUAUGAAAUUCCUGAAAGGAUACACAUGGAGAAGAAACACUAUGUAUGUAAACAAUGUGGAAGAACAUUCCAUACACACAGUUCCUGCCAAAGACAUGAAAGAAUUCACACUAGGGCAGAACUGUAUGUAUGUAAGCUAUGUGGGAAAUCAUUCAACAGAUACACUCAAUAUCAAAGCCAUGAAAGUACUCACACUGGGGUGAAACCUUAUGUGUGCAAGAAAUGUGGAAAAGCAUUCACUACAAAGGCCUAUUCUAACAUACAUGAAAAAAUUCACAUGGGGGAGAAUCCUUAUGUGUGCAAGCACUGUGGGAAAGCAUUCUCUGCCCCCCAAUCCUGUCAAAGACAUGAAAGAACUCACACUGGGGAUAAUCCUUAUGUGUGCAAGCAAUGUGGGAUGGCAUUCACUUCAUAUGAUUUUUAUCAGACACAUGUAAGAACACACACUGGGGAGAAACCUUAUGCAUGCAAACAUUGUGGGAAGGCAUUCACUAGACGCUAUAGUUGUCAAAUACAUGAAAGAACACACACUGGGGAGAAACCUUACAUGUGUAAGCACUGUGGGAAGGCAUUCUCUGCCCGCCAGUGUUGUCAGACACAUGAAAGAACUCAUACUGGUGAGAAACCUUAUGUGUGCAAACAUUGUGGGAAGGCAUUCACUGCACUCCGUAAUUGUCAAAUACAUGAAAGAAUUCACACUGGGGAGAAACCUUAUGUGUGUGAGCACUGUGGGAAGGCAUUCACUACUCAGCGAUCUUGUCAACUACAUAAAAUUACACACACCGGUGAGAAACCUCAUGUGUGCAAGCAAUGUGGAAAAGCAUUCUCUCUAAAGACUAAUUAUAAAAUUCAUGAAAGAAUACACACUGGUGUGAAACCUUAUGUGUGCAAGCACUGCGGGAAGGCAUUCACUACACACCGAUUUUGUCAAGUACAUGAAAGAAUACACACUGGGGAGAAACCUUAUGUGUGCAAACAUUGUGGGAAAGCAUUCACUGCACAAAUUAAUUGUCAAAAACAUGAAAGAACUCACACGGGGGAGAAAAAUUAUGUGUGCAAACAUUGUGGGAAGGCAUUCACUACAAAAUAUUCUUCUCAGAUGCAUGAAAGAACUCACACUGGAGAGAAACCUUAUGUGUGCAAACAAUGUGGGAAGGAAUUCACUACAUACCAGUAUUAUCAAGGACAUGAAAGGACACAUACUGGGGAGAAACCUUAUGUGUGUAAACAGUGUGGGAAGGCAUUUACUACACUCCAGUCUUGUCAAAUACAUGAAAGAACUCACACUGACAAGAAAACAUAUGCAUGUAGGACAUGUGGAAGAAGAUUUGCUAGUAAAUCCUCAUUUUAUUUACAUAAAUCUCACACUGGGGAGCAACACUGCAUAUAAACAUUGUGGAGAAGCAUUCAGUGAACACAUUUGCAUCACCUACAUGAAGUCACACUGGAAAGGGACCCUACGUAUGUAAACCUAUUUGGAAAAGCUUGAAAAAAUUCUUCAUAUAGUGGAGAGCUGUACACAUACAUAUGAAAAAUCUGAUGUCAGUAUUUCUUCAUGAGUUUUCCAGAAAAUACACUCCCAAAUGGAGAUCUCUUAGAAUGUAUUCUGUUUUACAGUAAAUCACUUGUAAAUAACUGAACUGAGUACCUAUAGUGUUUACAAGACACAAUAUUGGCAUAGCACAUUUUUAUUUAAUUACCCUUGAACCUAAUAUGUAGUAUUUUCUAAUAAAACAAGGUGAUUUAAAAUGUAUUUCUCACUCUCAAGUAGGGUUAGUAUUUAUGUAGUUUUUAUUAUUAUUAUUAUUUUACUAUGGAGAGGUACAGGCUGUGAAAAAAUAAAUUUUAUUGUUUUUAAUUGAGAUUUCCCAUUAGCUUUGUUCAACAUUUUCUUGGUGUAUAUACCGCAUAUUCUGUAUGGAAAUGAUGACUUUGAAUUUGAUGUUAUAAGAUCUGUGUAAACGUAUGCAUAGAGAUGUUUGAACAUGUAUUUUUUAAAAGUUCCUUUAUUUACACACAACUUAUAGAUUAAGAAAUGUUUUGUUUUUCAUCUCCUAAAUAGACACCUGCAUGUAUCCCAACAUAACUACAUAAAACACAUAAUUUCACCUAUUUUACUUUCUUGUGAAAGUGAGUACUAUGAUUUACAUAAAAUUGUGUUUUCUUAACAUCAACAUUUUACUUUUCAUGCCUAUAUUGUUAUGACUUUCAAUUUAUGGUAAUUUUACCACAAUUUAUACCAGAAAACUAAACAGACUGCUGUGAGUUUCUGAUGGAGGUGUAUCAGAUGAACAGUGCCUUGUUUAUUAAAGGAUAUCAUGAAUUGCAA